AUGAGCAGAACAAAGCAGAAAGGAGCUUCAAGAAAAGAAGAGAUGGUUUCUGGAUUUGCUUUUCACAGCCUCCUCCUAUGUGUUUUACUGAUUUUACAGAAUUCCGGCCUGAGUACCGCCAGGGAGAUCCCAGCAAAAAACUUGAACACUGUUAGCAAAGAGUUAUCUGAUAUGCAAAAACCUGCCAUGGAAGAUCAUCUACAACUCUAUGCUCAUAAAGGUGAUAACCAUGAUCAUGAACACAUCCAUGAAGCUCAAGAAAUAAUCCUUGAAAAUGAUGUACAUGACCAUCCAUUAUCCCACAUGGAUCAAAUUGACCCUGCACUAAAUGUGUUCUUCAAUCUCAAUGAUCUGAAAAUUGGGAAGAAAAUGCUCAUCUACUUCCCCAUCAAAGAUCCUUCUAGCUCUCCCCAUCUUCUCCCUAGAGAAGAAGCUGAUUCAAUCCCUUUCUCAUUCUCUCACCUCCCCUACCUUCUCAAAUUCUUCUCCUUCUCUACAGACUCCCCACAAGCCAAAGCCAUGGAAGAGACCCUUAAGCAAUGUGAACUUGAACCUGCCAAAGGAGAGAGCAAAUUCUGUGCAACUUCCCUUGAAUCCAUGCUUGAUUCAAUCAAGAAAAUCUUUGGAUUUGAGAACGAAGUCGGUGUUCUAACCACAACCCACCUCACAAAACUCACCACUCUCCUACAAAACUACACUUUUUUGGAAGCUCCCAAACAAAUCUCAGCUCCUAAGAUGGUGGCUUGUCAUACUAUUCCUUACCCUUAUGCAAUUUAUUAUUGUCAUUGGCAAGAGAGUGAGAACAAGGUGUUUAAGGUUUUAUUGGGUGGUGAUAAUGGAGAGAGAAUUGAUGCUGCUGCUAUUUGUCAUAUGGAUACUUCCCAGUGGGAUCAUGAUCAUGCUGGUUUUCGAAUGCUCGGAAUAAAGCCGGGAAGUGCUCCUGUUUGCCAUUUCUUCCCUGCUGAUAAUCUUGUCUGGGUUCAAUCCCCUUCUGCAAUGUAGAUCUGAGUCUGUUUGUGGUUUGAAGUACUAGUAAUAUGAUCUUUCUGGUCUGAUUGUGGGUGUUCUUAUCUUUUGAAGUUGUAAUAUGUUCACAGCAGUGCAAUUCGAUAUGCUAGGUUGUUACUUGUUAUCAAUUUGCAGGAAGUUGAG
This is a messenger RNA of Ilex paraguariensis (yerba mate), 1152 nucleotides long. Lineage: Eukaryota; Viridiplantae; Streptophyta; Magnoliopsida; Aquifoliales; Aquifoliaceae. The record is from the annotation of a GenBank genome assembly.